ACAGCUCAGCUUGCUUGCACCAUUUUGCACGUACUCCGCUCGCGAAUUUUCAUUCUUGUCCUCCCUCCAUCCUUCAACCAUGGCGUCAUUGGCCCAGCGCGUCUUCUGCGUCGCCGUUACUUGCCUACUUGUCACGCAAAUGGUGUCUGCUGAAUGUGCCGUCGGCUCCGGAAAAUACGGCGCUGACUGCCUCGCUUGUCCCGUCUGUGCCAACUCCGGGACGUGUUUUGACGGGCCGGACGGCAACGGCACAUGCGCGUGCCCGCCUACCACAACCGGCGCUCUGUGCGAAACCUGCGCGCCCAGAUACAACCCCAACACCAAUUGCACUACAGAAUGUGCGGCCGGGUCCGGAUUAUACGGCACAGAGUGCCGCGCUUGUCCAGUGUGUGCCAACUUCGGGAAGUGUAACGACGGGGCGGACGGCAACGGCACAUGCGCGUGCCCGCCUACCACAUCUGGCACUCUCUGCGAGAACUGCAUGCCCAACUACGACCCCAACACCAAGUGCACUUCAGUGCUGGACGCGUGUGCCAAGCCGACGAGCGACACCACAGCGGAGGACAGUGCGUUUGCCAAGUACUGCCAGCUCAAGGCGCACGGCGAGUGCAUCACGGAUUUCAACAUCGUGCCCACUCAGUCCAAGUGUGGCUGCGCCCCUGGCUUUGAACUCGACGUGGAAACCGAUGAGUGCGAUGAUGUGGACGAGUGCACGGAGAAGCCAUCUCCCUGCGUGGACGUGCUUUUCUCCACCUGCACCAACCUGGUUGGCACCUACAACUGCACGUGCAAGAAGGGCUACGUGGCGACCACGGUUGACCCGCAGUUCAUUGUGAGCACCUGUGUGAAGCCCGCGCCCCCGGCCAAGGCUGCAAGUAGCUCUGCCCACAUGCAGAACCAGGGCCAUGGGUUCAAUUGGAUCGGGUGAUGAUGUCAUGGGCGAAAAUGGGAAUGCGAGGCGUUGAUGUCCUCUGAGGAAGCAGGGUUCAUAUAUGGAGUUAGCUAGGUGUGGUGUUUUGCAUUAUGUAUAGCCAGGCGUGUCGAGUCGAGCCUUGUUGGUGUUGCUUGUUCAUAGCAGGCUAAAUAUGUAGAUGGGUGAGAUAAAGCAGAUGUAAUGGUUUGUAAGUUGAGUGCAAAAGGGUUGGGGGGAAUUUAGUCCUUC
Closterium sp. NIES-67 is the source of this 1162-nucleotide messenger RNA. NCBI's taxonomy places the organism in Eukaryota, Viridiplantae, Streptophyta, Zygnematophyceae, Desmidiales, Closteriaceae. The record is from the annotation of a GenBank genome assembly.